UAUCAUUAUUUUUUAUCUGUUUGCUUUUGGUAUUUGGUAACUUGGUUGUAAAAUUUUCUUUAAUUGUUAAUUUGUAUUCAAAAACAGUUAUAGUUUAGGUAAUAAGUAUUAUUUCAAUAGAGGUUAUAGAAUAAUUAAGGGUCAUUAUAAGUUAAAUAGCAUAAAAUACUGUUAAAAUGAAUCCUUGUUCUGUGGCAGCCCCACAACAAGAUACUGAUGGUGAUGGCAGAUGGAAUAGCAUUCAUAACAGAUUUCUUUCUGAUGCUAAAGGGAAAGAUGGAGAUGUUAUUUUCAUCGGCGAUUCUAUUUUACAAGCAUUAGAACACACGGAAGUAUGGAACCAGUGGUUUGCCCCACUUCACUGCCUUAAUUUUAGCAUUCACAAAGAUCAAACUCAAAAUGUUUUAUGGCGUAUAAAAAAUGGAGAACUUGAUCAUGUCGAUCCAAGAGUGAUAGUUUUGCAUGUGGGAACAAACAAUGUUGAUCAUACUCCCGAACAAGUCUGUGAAGGUAUUUUAGAAAUAGUCAAUACAAUCAGAGAAAAACAUCCAAGUGUAUAUAUUGUAUUACCAAGUCUACUUCCACGGGGUCAGUAUCCAAAUGUUCUGAGAGAAAAAAAUUCUAAAAUCAAUCAACUCUUGCGUGACAAGGUUCCUUGCUUCAAUAAGGUAGAGAUGGUAUCAAUAGAUAAAGGUUUCAUACAAAGUGAUGGCACAAUUAGCCACCAUGAUAUGCACGACUACCUCAUACCAACUAAUGCAGCUUGUCGGAAGGCUUUUGAACCAGUAUAUGAUCUCUUACAGCAAAUACUGUCUGAAGGCGAGCCUGAAAAAGACUUGACACCCUCUGAAUAAUAUUUUAUAAACAAAGACACUCAAUAGCUUUUUAAUGUGCAGCAAGCUUAUUGUGAUUGAAUAGUAGUACUUAAAUUUAGCUUUUUUAUCUUAGACAUAAGUGUCAAAUGUUUUAUAUUAAUUUAUUGUUUUCCUAUUUUUACUUUUACAUUCCAAAUUAAUUAAUUAUUUAAUUGGCUGUGUUAACUGUUAUUAGGCUCAUAGAAAUACAUCACGCACUAAUAAUAAUUUACAUAAUUAGGGGGAAGCACUGAUAAAUAAAAUAAUCUUGCAUGAUAUACAUAAUAUAUUGGACAUACUAUUAUUCUUAACUAUACAGGUAAUUUUUACUACUUCGAUAAUAAUAGAUUCUCUUUACAAAGUCAAAAUGUAAAAUAGUCAUUAAAAUAAUUUUAAAUAUUUUUUAAUAAUUAUAAUUAGACUAGAUCCAGUUCUUCAUGAAUUAAAAUGCAUUUAAAGAGAAGUUUUUUACUAAAUGAGGACAUUAAAUUAUGGAGAAAGGUUGUAAUCUAAAAUUAUUAAUUCAUGAUUCUGCAAUGUCAUUGUACUUAUUUUUAUAUUAUUUUAAAUGGGAAUUUAUGUGUGUGAAUCUAGCUAGUGACUUCCAAAUUUUAUUUUACAUAAAAUAGUUCAAUUUUUCAAAGUAAUUUUUAAACUAUUUUCAAAGAAACAACCAGUGCUCAUUAUCUCCUUAGAGCAAUUAAUUUGUGUUGCAAACACCAAAAGCCACAUAGAGCCCACUUUAUAGGACUGAGAGGUGAUAGGAACAAUUGAGUUUCAAGAUCCCUAGAUGGUCUGUAGCCAAAAAGAUUUUUGUUAAAGAUAACAUGUAAUUUUGUAAAUUAUUAAUGUGUUUGAAACACUUAUACUAAUAUGAAUUACAUUUAAUGGAAUUGAGUGUAACCAAAGAUUUUUUCAGUCUCAACCAAAGUGUACAUUACAAUGAGAAUGAUAUUCAUAAUACAUUGGAUUUAAAUAUUUUGUAACAGGCUCAAAAAAACAAAGACAUAACACAAUAAAUUGUUAAAAAAACCACUGUAGUUUAAUAAUUAUAGUAAUUAUAUUAAAAGUUACUUCCUAUAAUUAUUGUAUAAAUUACCAUAUUUUUUUUACUGAUUUUUAAACACAAUGUAUCUGAAAGUAUUACAAAUAUUUAUGGUACUACAUAUAUCUACUCGAGUUGCCAAACUGCUUGAAUCUC
This is a messenger RNA of Vanessa atalanta (red admiral), 2055 nucleotides long. It is a transcript of the gene Paf-AHalpha, whose product is annotated as platelet-activating factor acetylhydrolase IB subunit beta homolog. The record is from RefSeq and is a predicted model, not a curated record. Lineage: Eukaryota; Metazoa; Arthropoda; Insecta; Lepidoptera; Nymphalidae. The transcript has 4 exons. Bases 177 to 854 code for a protein of 225 amino acids.